UCUGUGUUCCUGUAUUGUAGUUUGUUAAUUAGACAAUGAGGAUGUCAACACCGGCGAGGGAGAGAUUGAUGAGGGAUCUCAAGCGGUUACACCAGGAUCCUCCUGCUGGCAUCAAUGGUGCACCUGUUGACAACAAUAUUAUAAUGCUAUGGAAUGUUGUUAUAUUCGGUCCCGAUGACACUCCAUGGGAUGGAGGUGAGACAAUGCUUACACUUCAAUUUACAGAGGAUUAUCCUAACAAGCCACCAAGAGUGCGCUUUAUCUCCAGAAUGUUCCAUCCAAAUAUUCAUGCAGAUGGAAGUAUUUUCUUGGACACCUUGCAAAAUCAAUGGAGUCUUCUAUAUGACGUCGCUGCUAUACUUACCUCAAUACAGUCUUUACUCUGUGAUCCAAACCCUGUCUUCUCAGCUAAUGCAGUAGCAGCACACCUGUUCGGUGUGAAUAAGCGCGUCUUCAACAGGAAGGUGCGUGAAAUAGUUGAGCAAAGCUGGACAGAAGACUAA
Molecule: messenger RNA, 503 nt
Organism: Lycium barbarum (goji berry)
Lineage: Eukaryota; Viridiplantae; Streptophyta; Magnoliopsida; Solanales; Solanaceae
Product: ubiquitin-conjugating enzyme E2 2-like
Exons: 5
Coding region: 36-503 (155 amino acids)
Source: RefSeq, a predicted model, not a curated record